Messenger RNA from Suillus paluster, 1260 nucleotides. RefSeq lists its product as uncharacterized. The coding region runs from base 1 to 1260 and encodes 419 amino acids. The record is from RefSeq and is a predicted model, not a curated record. Lineage: Eukaryota; Fungi; Basidiomycota; Agaricomycetes; Boletales; Suillaceae. The transcript has 7 exons.
AUGUCACUCUCUCCCUUCACCUCACUCUUCCCUCUGAUCCCUUCUCACUCUUCCCUCCACUCCCUUCUCACUCUUCCCCCUGCUCCCUUCUCACUCUUCCCUCCACUCCCUUCUCACUCUUCCCCCUGCUCCCUUCUCACUCUUCCCUCCGCUCCCUUCUCACUCUUCCCCCCACUCCCUUCUCACUCUUCCCUCCGCUCCCCUCUCACUCUGAGUCGACAUUAUGACUCGGACACCCCCAAAUCCAGGGCCCAAACUCAACUACUGGUACAUAUAGAUCCCUCUCAGGCUAUCCCCACCUCUACCAAGGUGAGGGCAAAGCGCCACAUUGCUGCUUUAGAGGAAGAGCUCGAGACGCUGUGGCACAACAAAGGGAACAAGCAAAGAAAGACAACCUACUACAUUGCACAAGGCAGGGCCAUUCACUCUAUGGUCGUCUUGUACAACACCUUGGACGAUUUGAUCGGUGAGAACAAUCGCAGGUACAAGAGCAUGAGUCUCACGGAUGAAGCGUCCACACCGGAGAAGCUUGGGAAUCUUGACCACGAAGAAUGUAAAGACAUGUUAAAAAAGCUCAAGAAGGGAGCAGAUGCAGCUUGGGGUGAUGAUACCUCCAGUCUCAAAGACCUUGUUGCUGGUUGGAUUAACCAAGAGUUUUGCCCAUCCCCCUUGAUCAGGCCUGAUGAUAAACAUUGGUGCGGUUUUGCGAGUGAUGUUUGUGGGAGGUUGCUUUGUCCUGCCGAAUGGGACUGGGAUCAAAUACAUGUCAAAGCUGGCAUUCAUGACAGGACAACAGAGUACAUAGUUUCUGAAAACUCCUGGCCAUUGUUCAUGUAUGAGAAUUAUCAAGUCAACAAUGAUCACCUCGAGGAAGGCUUCCUGAAAUCAAAACUUCUUGUUCUGGACCUUGCCUCCUCUGGACACAAGUCUCAACUUGUUGUCACCUCCGACCCUCCGACCCUCCACUCCAACUUAGAGCCAUGCUCUAAGUGUCCCCCUUAUUUCUCUGUCCCUAUCAAUAUUCCCCUUGCCCCUUUUCCCAUCCUCUGCAUUAUCCUCCGCCUUCCCCGCUCCUACCAAACAUUCCCCCUGCUCCUAUCCACCCUCCACAUCACUCCCCACCUUCUCCGCUCCGCUCCUAGUUGGCCCGCCACUAGUAGCUCUUACUUCCUGACCUUCAAAGCAGACCUAAGCGGUCCAUUCGUCCUAUUGUCAGACAACGUCGGACCUGCUCCAAAUUCGGGGCACAUACUCGGCUAA